AUGACGAAGGGUACCUCAAGCUUUGGUAAGCGGCGAAAUAAGACACACACAUUGUGUAGAAGAUGUGGUAGAUCUUCAUACCACAUUCAGAAAUCAAAAUGUGCACAAUGCGGGUACCCUGCGGCAAAACUCCGUUCAUAUCACUGGUCUGUGAAGGCUAAGCGCAGGAAGACUACUGGAACUGGCCGCAUGCGACACCUCAAGAUUGUAAGAAGGCGUUUCCGCAAUGGUUUCAAAGAGGGCAAACCAACACCCAAGAAAGCAGUUGCCUCUUCU
Molecule: messenger RNA, 276 nt
Organism: Iphiclides podalirius (scarce swallowtail)
Lineage: Eukaryota; Metazoa; Arthropoda; Insecta; Lepidoptera; Papilionidae
Source: the annotation of a GenBank genome assembly